AUGAAGCGUUUUAUCGAUAAACUAACAAUGUUGACAGCGCCAUACCCGGAAGAACUACUCAAAAUGUAUCUGGCGGCGGCCCAUAACGCGGUAAGCGCGGUGCUCAUGGUGGAGAGAGAUGGGAAACAAACGCCCAUAUACUACAUCAGCCGAGUUCUGGCGGGACCCGAAAUGCGGUAUCCAACGCUCGAAAAGUUGCCAGAGAUUUCCGGAAGAUUGGCUAAAUGGGCGAUCGAGUUGGGAGCCCUGGAUAUUGAGUAUCGAAAGCGAACAACAAUCAAGGGGCAGGUGAUCGCUGAUUUCUUGGUCGAAAUUCCGGAUGUAGAAACUAUACAGGAUACCGCCAUUCAGGACAUCCCAGAAUCCAGCACAGCCAGGCAAACCUGGAAACUUUACACUGAUGGAUCAUCUAGCGGGAAAGGUUCCGGGGCAGGCCUAAUGCUGAUAAGCCCAGACGAAAUAAGGCUGAUGUAUGCCUUACGUUUUGAUUUUGAAUGUUCCAACAAUGAAGCAGAAUACGAGGCACUACUCGUAGGCUUGAGGAUGGCCCAAUCUAUGGGAGCUACACGAGUUGAUGCGUAUGUUGACUCUUUACUGGUUAAUAAUCAAGUAAACGAAACUUACGAAGCCAAGGACGCAUCAAUGGCGAAGUAUUUGGCUAAAACGAAGGAGCUCAUUGCUUCCUUUGACAAUGUCACACUUAAUCACGUCCACAGAGUAAAAAACCAAAUAGCAGACGCCUUGAGCAAACUUGCUACUUCGGGUAUGGAAAGAGAAGUAAAGGUAGAAACUUUGCAAAUGCUUUCCAUUGAACCCCCGGAAGUCUACGCUGUCACGGCGGAAGAACCCUGUUGGUACACUCCCAUACUAAAGCUCCUUGCAAAAGGGGAAUUACCCUCCGCCAGAGGCGAAGCUCAAAAGAUACAAACUAAAGCAUUACAGUAUGAAGUAAACAAUGGUGUCCUGUACCGGGAGUCAUAUUUGGGACCACUACUGCGGUGUGUAUACCAGGCGGAAGCAAAAUACCUAAUCCAAGAAAUACACGCUGGCAUAAGUGGCAUUCAUGCCGGGCCCCGGGCAGUGGUUGCCAAAAUUCACAACGUCGGGUACUAUUGGCCCGAGAUGCACGAGGACGCGGUAGAAGAGCUCAGAAGGUGCCGCAGUUGCCAAAAGUUUGCUCCCCAAACACUCCGUCCCAAGAACAACCUAAUCCCAGUUACAGCGGCCUGGCCCUUCCAGAAAUGGGCGGUGGACAUCGUGGGGCCAUUCCCGCUGGCCCCCGGGAAGCUAAAAUACCUUAUUGUAGCAAUUGACUAUUUCACCAAGUGGGUUGAAGCGAAACCCUUGGCCAAAAUAACCGCGGAAAACGCCAAGAAGUUCCUCUGGGAACACAUAGUGUGCCGGUUUGGGUUGCCGCUAUAUUUGGUAAGCGAUAAUGGAACGCAAUUCACCGAUAGGGUCUUGCAAGACUGGUGUGCAUAA
Messenger RNA from Helianthus annuus (common sunflower), 1482 nucleotides. RefSeq lists its product as uncharacterized. Gene Ontology annotation, biological process: DNA integration. The transcript is spliced from 2 exons. The record is from RefSeq and is a predicted model, not a curated record. Gene Ontology annotation, molecular function: RNA-DNA hybrid ribonuclease activity; nucleic acid binding. Lineage: Eukaryota; Viridiplantae; Streptophyta; Magnoliopsida; Asterales; Asteraceae. Bases 1 to 1482 code for a protein of 493 amino acids.